GAAACUACGUUUCCCGACCAAGAUAUCAUUGAAUGAAAUCGGCCCUUGAUAAGCUCGACCUGCCUAUGGGGGCGUUAUUCACAAUCAGUGUCAAAUUUCAUGGGCGUGAUACAUGUACCCAUUUCACACUUCUCUGUGGCUCAUCGUCAGAUUUAUUAAACUCUUGUUACGCCUUCAAUCCACGUUGUGUUGGCCGACUCUUGAGCCAUGACGAGGUUGCUGGUGUUGGGGUUCAUCUUGUUAGCAAUUAAUAAUACAAUACAAUUCUCAGUUGACAAAUACUCGCAGUGUCCCGAGGAUCGAGUGAAGAAUCGUUCGAUGACUUUACUACUAAGAAAACAUUUAUUUUGCGACUACGAUAAUUACGUCCGUCCAUCCCUUCACCAAGAUAAUGCUACGAAGGUGUACUUGGAACUCAUCCCAAAGUUCAUCGAAUUCGACGAUCAUGCAAAUACCCUCGUACUCCACGCUUGGAUGGCAUUGAUUUGGACGGACGAGCAUCUCAGUUGGAAUAUAUCAAAAUUUGGCAAUCUCAACUCACUUCAGGUGUCCAGUGACGAACUUUGGAUACCUCAUUUAUAUGUUUACAACUCGUAAGACACUGUUAAAAAUUAGUAUGGGAUACCAAAAACUGAUUGUAUACUACAUAGCAGUGGACGUGUAGCUUGUGUCCCGGCACUGAAAUACACGUCACACUGCAUAGCAAAUUAUCAGCACUGGCCCUUUGACAGUCAUAACUGUACCCUUUAUCUUGGCUCCUGGUCUCACACAGGGGAAGAGAUAGAUUAUAGCUUUAUCCAUCGCGGGGUGAUUCAAAUGCCCGAUUUUACCCCUAAUCCACAAUGGAAACUAUUGUCAAUAAGCGCUCAGAAAAAAGUUGAAAGGUUUGAGGCAAUGAAUUACACAUUCCCCAGAUUGGUUUUUAAUGUCGUUGUUGAACGGCAUUCAACUUUCAUGCAGACUACCAUCCUUGCUCCUGCAAUUGUACUAAUCGUCUUGACCAUGAUGGUACUGUGGCUAAAUCCAAUGACCAGUGAACGAAUGGUACUGGCUGCCCUCAAUUUGAUCUGUCAUUUACUCUGCAUCAUCGAUGUUAACUGGCAGGUUCCUUUCAACGGUGACACUUUACCCUCGAUAUUGGCCUUCCAUCAAAAUUCCUUGGUCAUUGCCAGCGUGGUGCUUUUCUUAACCGCACUGCUCCGACAACUGAAACAAAUAUCGAUACCCGCGCCGGUUUGGCUUACAUCGAUAACUUCCUUUAUAUUGGAAAGAAAGGCUGGCCAGUUCAUUCUGCUCGCAACUUUGGACCCAAAAAACUCUACGACACUGGGAACUACAGACGACAAUGUUGGGUUGAUCCAAUCGAGUGCUACAUCGUCUCGAAUUAAUCCAGAGAGUUUCAACGCGUGGCAUCAUUUCGCCACUUUACUGAACCGAUUGUCUUUCAUUGCCGUGCUUUUAACAUACGUUAUCAUGAUAUCAGUACUCCUUCCUAAGUAAAACAACGAGGGUGUGCCUGACUUAUCAUCUCUGAGAAAAUAUUGUGCACAAGAGCAUCCUGUCGUCAAUAUUAUCAUUCAUUAUAAAUUCAUGUACUAUGUACCAGUUGGGACUGGUUCGCGUCAGAUAGAAAGCUGGAAUGUCUGGCAGUUUCACGUUAUGGCAUAGCAUGUAUUCGCAUCUCGAAUCACGUCUUGCGACUGUCAGUAUACUUAUAUGUUGGUGACAUAAUAUUUUGACGAUACAUUUAAUAAAACUACAUCUAUCCGCGCUACUGUGUCUUAUACCUAUAAUAUACCCAUGUGAGAUUACUAGGUCAAGUGUAAGCUCAAAUUGCAGAGUAUAAAUGUCUAUGAGUUGCAGGACAACGAUAUACAUCGUAUUCCAACUUUUGUCGUACAUGACAGGGCAAUUACGCAUUUAAUACCAUUGACCAUCACAAAACCCACCGUGUGGCUGCACAAUGUAAAAUUAUUAAAUUGUAUAGUGUACUUUAUUUUGGCACAUUCUGAAGUGUUUUUGCGAGGUACGGAAUUUGCUUACAUUAUUCAAUGAAGCUAUUAUUAUGGCGUUGUUGUACGAGCACAAAUGUAUGAGGGCUCUGAUUGAUUUCUGAAGUGAUACUCGAACAAGUUCUUCUAAGGUUUACGGCCUUCAGUUUCAGAUCUGAAAUUGUAUGAAAACGUUUGUUUUUGAAUUACUACACAUCGAUGGAUCAACCGUGUAAGUUCGAGGACGUGACCCCUCCUUAUGAUAAUUGAUUAAAAAUAUGGAAACAUACACUUUCACUUCCAAAAUUAUAUUGGACACUUUCAACUACAUAGUUUUAUCUGAUUAUUCAUUGAAAUCGUCGCAGAAGGCAGGGAAAUAAUCAGCCUACCAAUCACCUAUUAUAUAUGUGGAACAUAACUUCGAAAGUUGACAAUCAUGUAGCACUAAAGAUAAGUCAGUGGCAUUAAAUAUAACCCCGAUGCUUGUUGGGCGCCGUGCACUAUAGCCGUUCAUACGCUAUAAAAUA
Molecule: messenger RNA, 2518 nt
Organism: Neodiprion fabricii
Lineage: Eukaryota; Metazoa; Arthropoda; Insecta; Hymenoptera; Diprionidae
Product: neuronal acetylcholine receptor subunit beta-3-like
Exons: 8
Biological process (GO): nervous system process; chemical synaptic transmission; monoatomic ion transmembrane transport
Cellular component (GO): synapse; membrane; neuron projection
Molecular function (GO): transmembrane signaling receptor activity; neurotransmitter receptor activity; extracellular ligand-gated monoatomic ion channel activity
Source: RefSeq, a predicted model, not a curated record